Anastrepha obliqua is the source of this 1443-nucleotide messenger RNA. RefSeq lists its product as uncharacterized. The coding region runs from base 1 to 1299 and encodes 432 amino acids. The record is from RefSeq and is a predicted model, not a curated record. Lineage: Eukaryota; Metazoa; Arthropoda; Insecta; Diptera; Tephritidae. The transcript has 3 exons.
AUGGCGCAAUUUGUGGUCAUCUGGAGUAUAUUUCUGUAUGCUUCCUGCUUGGCGCUGAGCACGGCCGAUAUAAUAGUACAACAAGCCACUAAAGUGCCGGUAGUCAACAACAAUGUUGAUGGAGUUGGUGUAGGCGUGCAUGUGGGUGUGGGAGGCGAAGGCGGAGAAGUUGGCGUGUCUGGAGUAGGCUCAGAUAAAAAGGAAGAACGCAUUUACCAUCCUGCAGCCGUAACCAAACCCAGAGUCAUCGAGCAAUAUGAUCAUCGUUCAUUGGAUGGUCACUACGAGUACAGAUACCUACUCAGUAAUGGUGAUGCCCGGUAUGAACGUGCCUAUUGGGUUCCAGCGGGUAAAAGUAUGGUGCUUGCGCGGAAAGGAUACUACUCUUACCCUCUGCCGAAUAGCAAAUUUUUAACUGUUUUCUACACAGCCGAUCAAAAUGGAUAUCGUCAGGACUCGACUACGUACAGCAGAUCUCAACCGACCCUCCCACGUAGUAUUGAAGUGCCUGAAUAUGUAGCAACACCAGCACAUGCAACUUAUGUACCGGUAACACAGCGUCCUACCAGCCCUCAUGUAUAUAUAUCCACCACAACCAGAAGACCCUCUAUUCAGCCGACCGGAAAUCCCUUCAUACAGUCGUACCCAUCAUCAGUUCCUCAAGCAUCUGUACACCACCCAGAGAUUGUUAACCCAGCACAUCCAUCCUACAGCCACCAAUCACAGGUUAAACCAAUUCAUAGUUCGGUUGGAGGGCACUUCUCCUCGGGAGCACACUCAUCAUCAGGAGGUCAUUAUCCUUCAGGAGCGAACUCUGCCCCUGGAGUUCAUUUGCCAGCUGGCGCUCAUCCACAAGUGGGAGUCCAUUUCUCUUCAGCGGUUCCAUCUUCUUCGAUAGUUCAUUCAUCUUCAGCCGUUCACCAUUCACCAUCCGUAGUUCACACUUCAUUAGGAGUUCAAUCAGGAAUUCCAGCAGGAGUGUCAUCAUCUUCAAAUAUUCACUCUUCAGCGGGUAUUCACCCCGCGUCGGGAGCUUACUCACAAGCGGGGGUUCAUGGUGCGUCUACAGUUCACUCACCUUCAAUAGUUCACACCUCACUGGGAGUUCACUCAUCAUCCUCGUCCGGCGCUCACUCCGCACCUGGUCAUCACUCAACCGUGCGCCCAUCCACUCAAGUGUAUCCCUCUCAUCAACACCAAUCAUCGGCGCAUGUUCCCACAAUUCACUCCCCAACAGGAGUGCAUCCAACAGCUGCCUCAACUUCGGUUCCAGUUCAAACGUGGCACUACAACUUUUAAAACAUUGGAUAAUAGCGGAUUAAAACGAUGAAAUCAUAAAACAAAUUCGGACGCGGUUUACGACCCUACAAUGUAAACGAAAAAACAAUUACAAAAAUCGAUCCUUAAUUUUUUAAACAAAUAAAAAAUGCAUUCUUCAUACAA